Etheostoma spectabile (orangethroat darter) is the source of this 498-nucleotide messenger RNA. RefSeq names its product collagen alpha-1(I) chain. Bases 1 to 426 code for a protein of 141 amino acids. The transcript has 9 exons. The record is from RefSeq and is a predicted model, not a curated record. NCBI's taxonomy places the organism in Eukaryota, Metazoa, Chordata, Actinopteri, Perciformes, Percidae.
AUGAGUACAUGUAACUGGGCUGAAAACUUGACACAACAUCACAUCAUUUUUGUCAAACCUCCUGGCGUAGCUAGUCCAAAGGGACAUCAGGGCGAGAGAGGCUUGCCAGGGCCACAAGGACCACCUGGACUAACUGGAACUCUGGGAACCCAGGGCCCCCGGGGACUGCCCGGAGAGAUUGGCCAAGAUGGUCCCAAGGGGACGUCUGGAGACCCAGGGGUCACAGGUCCUAUUGGUCCACCAGGCCAGAAGGGCUCAAGAGGAGAGUCAAGUUUUCCAGGGCCGCCGGGUGCCAUGGGGAUGCCAGGGUUCAAAGGUCACAAGGGGGACAGAGGUGAGACGGGCUCUAAAGGACACCAGGGGGAGCCAGGCAGAGAUGGAGAUCCAGGGACUCCUGGUGUACCUCUGCCCGUGGGCCCAUGUUAGAACAAACUUACACCGAUCCCUAAGUUCAAAAGAAGCACUGAAGAAGCUUGCAAAGAAACUGCUUCAGUUCAA